CGUUCGUGUGUGCUGUCCCGGAAGUUUGUGUCUUCCGACGUGGAGGAAGGAUGUGGGAUUCUUCGGUGUUUCUCAGCACACUGACUCCCAAAUUCUACGUUGCCCUUACCGGCACAUCUAGUCUCAUUUCCGGCCUGAUACUCAUAUUCGAAUGGUGGUACUUCCGCAAGUACGGAACGUCUUUCAUUGAACAAGUCUCUAUCAAUCACAUCAGUCCGUGGAUCAGUGGUAACGAUAAUGGUACUGACACGCCGGCCCCGACCAGUACGAGCGGCAGCAGUGGGGGAAGCAGUGGCAACAGCGGAACUACACAAAGCAUGCCCGAAUGUAAGGUGUGGCGCAAUCCGCUCAACCUGUUUCGUGGUGCCGAGUAUCAGCGGUUCUAUUGGGCCACUCAGAAGGAACCGCUCACCUUUUACGACAUGAAUCUGUCCGCCCAGGACCAUCAAACGUUCUUUACCUGCGAGGGUGACGCCGGCAAGGCAGAGUACGAAAUCAUGCAAACGGCGUGGCGAGAACGGAACCCGGUCGUACGGAUUAAGGCGGCCAAAAGUGCGCUCGAACUUAACCCGGACUGUGCGCCGGCUUAUAUUCUGCUCGCGGAGGAAGAAGCGACCACGAUCGUGGAGGCCGAAAAGAUCCUCCGGACUGCACUGAAGGUGGCUGAGGGGAACUACAAACGGUCGCAAACCUUCCAGCAUCAGGGUACGAUUGCGGAGGGUAUCCAUCGGCGGGACACGAACGUACUGAUCUACAUCAAGCGACGGCUGGCCAUGUGUGCCCGCAAGCUGGGCAAGCUGAAGGAAGCGGUCAAGAUGUUCCGUGACCUCACGAAGGAGAUCUCGCCCAUCAUGAAUGUGCUGAACAUACACGAAAAUCUGCUCGAAGCGCUGCUGGAGAUGCAGGCGUACGCCGACUGCCAGGCAGUGCUGGCCAAGUACGACGACAUCUCGCUACCAAAGUCGGCCACCAUCUGCUACACGGCGGCCCUACUGAAGGCGCGCGUAGUGGCCGAAAAGUUCUCGCCCGAUGUUGCGUCCAAGCGGGGCCUCAGUCCGGCGGAGAUGAGUGCGGUCGAGGCGAUUCACCGAGCAGUCGAGUUUAAUCCGCACGUGCCGAAGUAUUUGCUCGAGAUGAAGCAACUCAUAUUGCCGCCUGAGCAUAUCCUAAAGCGGGGCGAUUCGGAAGCGCUCGCCUACGCGUUCUUCCAUCUGAGCCAUUGGAAAAACGUGGAGGGCGCACUCAAUCUGCUGCACUGCACCUGGGAAGGCACAUUCCGGAUGCUGCCAUACCCGCUCGAACGUGGCCAUCUGUUCUACCCGUAUCCGACCUGCACCGAGUGUGCCGACCGUGAGCUGCUGCCAGCCUUCCACGAGGUGUCCGUCUACCCGAAGAAGGAGCUUCCGUUUUUUAUACUCUUUACGGCCGGCCUGUGCUCGAUUACCGCCCUACUGGCGCUGCUUACCCACCAGUACCCGGAGUCGAUGGGUAUCUUUGCCAGUACGACGCUCAGCUGGUUCUCGCUGCCGUUUCAUUUCGUGAAGGAACGUAUCGAGGCGAUCUGGCCGUGCAAUCUGCUGCAACAGCUUUCGCGCAUUUAAGGUCGCUCUGACUUGGCUUCCG
This is a messenger RNA of Anopheles maculipalpis, 1623 nucleotides long. RefSeq names its product protein ST7 homolog. Lineage: Eukaryota; Metazoa; Arthropoda; Insecta; Diptera; Culicidae. Gene Ontology annotation, molecular function: protein binding. The transcript has 3 exons. The record is from RefSeq and is a predicted model, not a curated record. The coding region runs from base 51 to 1601 and encodes 516 amino acids.